AUGUGGUCAUGGGAACAUUAUCGCGCCUAUCGCUCAGAAUUCGCGGAGCUGGAUUUCGAAGGAGAGAGGAUCGUGACCGCCGAGGAUGGUAGUGAUCAGAUUGUUACUUAUCCCAUCUCUUAUCCUCGGACUGCUCUCUACGAGAAGAUUACAGCCAAGCCGUCAGUCCGCUUAGCUCCUUUGCUGGAUAAUCUUGAGGAGUUCACAUUUUUUCCUUACGAUGAUGGUGAAAGUGGGGAGAUUUCUCAUAGGUUUUCUUCCUUGUUUCCAGAGGAUUUCGUGGAUACUCAGCUGGAUUCCCCUUCUUAUGAGGUUUAUUUCGUCGUUGCGGUUACUCCAGGGUACCUACCUGGCUAUUACAAGGGCGAGUUUUACGCGGAAGCUUACAAUCUUAACCGCAUGGCUCGACAGGCUGGGUUUGAUCAGGGCACAGGUUCUUUCCUCGUCCCUGCUUGUAGUGCUGAUCUUGGCGUGAUAGAGGAGAGUUUUAUGCGUUCUGUUUUUAAGAACGGUAGUCCGCGUUUCUGUCGUCCUCCUCUCAAUCCCUUAAAAGCUCCGCAAGUUGGUCGUGAAUUGAAAGUCACUCAUCAAUGGUGUCUAUAUUGGCUCAAAGAGAUGAAGAAUAUCCAUGGUGCCUUGCUGGCAGCACCUAUGGAGGUUCCUUCUACAGCUCUAUCAGAUUUGCAUCCCCUUGGGCGCUUCAAGCUUCCUCAGGCCGUCAUGCGCCUUCAUAACCUUGGUUUUAGUGCCAAAGGUAAACGCUUAGACGCACCCCUUUCUCGUAGUAAAUUUCGAUCUAAACCAUCUGCAGUGUCAAAAGUUCAAGCGGUUGUUCGUGACUUGAGUGAAUCUCUACCGCCGGAACCUCAGAGGUUCGCUGAUAGGCAGAAAUGCCAUGACUCGGGAGUGGUCCCAAUUCCUCGUUUUCUGAAGUCUCCGCCUCGUCAAUCUUCCUCAGAUAAAGGGGUGGAUUUCCUUAGAGGACGCUCUUUCAGGCGCCAUGCGUUCCAGCCAGAGGGGAGCGGUGCCUCAAGUCUGCUUCUACGCCCGACCGCCUCGGAGGUGUCUUUAGUACCUCCUGGGCGUUCAUCUCGGCUCUUACUGGGUCAAUUGACUGCUCAAGCAUCUGGUUCACCAGGUGGUCACAACGCUUCUAGUGCUAGUUAUUCUUCUUCUGUUCUCGCUCAUGUGUCGCAGAACGUUAUUGACUGUCAGUCUUCAGCGGUUAUUCAAGUCGGAAGCAUGCCAAAGCAUGGUCGCAAUGAAGGUAGGGAAAGUACCGAGAAAUCGAAGAAAAGUAGGACUCUACCGCGUCCCCAGAACGACGCACUCCAGCCAAUCACGCGGGAGGUUUCGUUAGCGGAGGGUGGUUCAGACGCUCCUCUCACUUUUCUUAUCGAGGGCAGGCCUAUUGAGCGGUCUUUUAUUCACCACGGGGAGGAGUAUGUUUCAUUGCACGGCUUUUGGGUCCCUCCUCACCUCGAGGCUUUGUAUACUCAGAUCGUGUUUGAGCAUGGUCACAUUGGCUCUGGCGUUGUUCUUCCUGAAGCCAAUGUCGUUACCUCUCUUACCCUGACUGUUUUGGACGUGGUGAACGAGAUGGCGGACGCUGGGGAUCACCCAUCUUCUACUCAACUUCAAGCUUGGCGUAGGGUGAUCGAUAAUGCAACAAAGAUGAAGUUUAAUGUUGCAUGGCUGGACGAUCUCUCGCAGGAGUUGGAUGUCAAGGCGAAUUCUCGUCGUCCUCAGCUGCCUAGCAUUAUUGAGGGUCACAGGAAGCGUAUCAUUGAUAUCGCCGCUUUCGUGGCUGAGUUCAAGGCCACUCAAUAUCGCUUAAUCCAGGAAUCGGUUGAUCCAGCUGAAGCUAUGCUUGAGGAAGAAAAGCGCCUCUUAGGUGAAGUUGAAGUAGAUCUUGGGAAUAAAGAUGUUUGAGCGUUCUCUCUAUUUUUUUGUUGUUGAGUGUUCGUAGUUGGAUAGACUUCUGGCGCGUACUCAUUUAUUUGCUUUCUCUCUCUCUCUCCCCUCCUCCUCUUUUUAUUUUUUAUUUUGUUUGGUUUGUAUUAAUGACAUCUCGAACAACACACCCCUUUUUCUAUA
This is a messenger RNA of Papaver somniferum (opium poppy), 2097 nucleotides long. RefSeq lists its product as uncharacterized. The transcript has 4 exons. The coding region runs from base 1 to 1932 and encodes 643 amino acids. The record is from RefSeq and is a predicted model, not a curated record. NCBI's taxonomy places the organism in Eukaryota, Viridiplantae, Streptophyta, Magnoliopsida, Ranunculales, Papaveraceae.